GCUGCAUUUAAGGAUCCACACAUCAUUCACAGGAACGAAGCGUUGGUUUGCAGGUUUAUAUUUGCAACAGCAGGACCAUAAAAGCAUGGCAAGCUCUGCUGUUGAUGGCCCAAUUGGGAUUCCAUUCCCAGACCAUAGUAGUGAUGUCCUCUGUGCCUUAAACCGUCAACGUCAGCAAGGAGAGCUAUGUGAUGUUCUUCUUCUGUGUCAAGGACAAGAUUUCCCUGCUCAUCGUGCUGUACUUGCUUCCUGUAGUCAUUAUUUUAGACAACUUUUCACCUCUGGUCCAGCUACGCACCAUAUGACCGUCUAUCAGUUAGACUUUGUAACAGCUGAAUCUUUGUCUGCUCUCCUGGACUUUGCUUACACCGCUACAUUGACGCUAAGUGAGGGAAAUGCUGGUGAUAUCCUAGAUGCCUCACGUUUACUAGAAAUUAACAAUGUCCGGGAUGUGUGUGCUGAUCUCCUGGAUGGGAUCUUCAUGAGCCACAGGGGCUCUGACACUUUUGGAAACUCACAAAACCUGGCACGGGCCCAGGAGUACUUGGAGUACUAUCAAAGCAGAAGCCAGGAUGAACAAAUAGGGAACGCAUGGAACAGAAAUUCUACUUUGGGGGAAGAAUCUGAAACAUUACUUAAUGGAGAUACAAAAUACCACAUUGAUUUACAGAAAAAUGGGCCAGAGGGUCAGGAUUUGGAUGGAUGGGAAAAGAGGAAUGAAGACUGGUCUUAUGUCUCUUUACUGAAUGGGCAUUACAGAGUCCCAGUCCUGGAGGACAAGGGAGAUGUUGACAGUGGCCCUGAUAAAAAGAAUGCAAGGUCAUCACUGACAGAAAGAAUGCUUGAGGCCCCAUGUCUGGAGGAGAUGGACAGUCUCACAGCAAGUGCUCUUUUGCAGCACAUGAUGACUGCGGCAGCUAAAGAUGGGCAAGACCAAGAGGAUGGUAGUGACGAGGGACUAAUGGAUUGCUACUUGAGGUAUUUCCAUGAUGAUGAUGAGGAGGAGGAGGAUGGUGUGGAUAAUGAUAGGGAGGGGUACACAGAUUGGAGUAAGAAGGUGGAGAAGAAAAUGAGGGCCAAAGCUUUUCAAAAGUGUCCAAUUUGUGAGAAGGUCAUACAGGGAGCUGGGAAGCUACCACGACACAUCCGCACCCACACUGGGGAAAAACCAUAUGAGUGUGUGAUCUGCAAGGUCCGAUUUACCAGGCAAGACAAGCUGAAGGUUCACAUGAGGAAACACACAGGGGAGAAGCCUUACUUGUGCCAGCAAUGUGGAGCCGCAUUUGCACACAAUUAUGACCUGAAAAACCACACGCGUGUACACACAGGGCUACGGCCAUACCAGUGCCAGGCCUGCCACAAAACCUUUGUGCGCUCUGACCACUUGCACAGACACCUAAAAAAGGAUGGCUGCAAUGGAGUACCCUCACGCAGAGGCCGAAAACCGAGGGUCAGAGAGAGCUCUUCUCCCAUUCCCCAACCUCCAGGGCAUGGCAGUGAACCAGGGGAAGCUGAAAGUGGAGCAAACAGAUCCUAAAGGAAGCCUUCUGAAAAUAUAUAUAUAUAGAAUAUAUAUGUGUGUGUGUAUAUAUAUGUAUGUGAAAGGACAUUGUGCAUGGGUGGUGGCCUAACUAGCACCACCCUAUUGCAGAAGUAGCUGAAUUGUGAGCAAAUGGGACCACAGAAAGAGACUGUGAUUCUCCAGAAACUUGAGAGGUAGGAUAAAGCUUGAAAAUUGUUGUAUUUAUGGGAAAAAUACCAAGUCUGCAAAGUGGUUGCACAUCAAUUUUUAUAAUUAUUAUUACUUGGAACAGAGCCAGCUCUAUGAUACUGCAUGAAGGAAACAUUAACCUCCAGUUAUACAGCCAUAUUACAUCGCAUCAAACACAUUUUCCAGUUGAUCCAAAGAAACCCCAGAUUCAAACUCAUGUUAUUUUGUACCUACUCUUGUAUAUAUGUAAGGGGAUGGCCAAUCGGUUGGCCAGUAUAUUACUGUUGGGCUAGAGCUACCCUAACAUUAGUCAUAAGUUGACUUCACUCUGCCCACAGUGUACAAAUUACAAUAAUACCAUAAAUAAAUCAAGUGUAAUCAAUAUAUUUGCACAAUGUGGUUUCACACACAGUGUGUGAAUUGUUGAUGUAUUGGAGGUUAUGCAUUGAUCACCCUAACCACUAAACACCAGAAGUGCCCUCAGUACAUAACCCCAAAAUAUCUACUAACAACGUACUAUGCAAUUAUAAAAUAAAAAGAAAGAAGCAUUACGAUGGAAUGUAGACUAAAAAUAGUGCUGGAACUUAAUUUAUUUACCCACAUAAAGGGAAACGUUUUCACAGCCUAUAGCAUCAUUAAAAUCACUUACUCAAUCAA
Messenger RNA from Spea bombifrons (plains spadefoot toad), 2368 nucleotides. It is a transcript of the gene ZBTB7A, whose product is annotated as zinc finger and BTB domain containing 7A. Gene Ontology annotation, biological process: regulation of transcription by RNA polymerase II. Gene Ontology annotation, molecular function: RNA polymerase II cis-regulatory region sequence-specific DNA binding; protein binding; DNA-binding transcription factor activity, RNA polymerase II-specific. The transcript is spliced from 3 exons. Lineage: Eukaryota; Metazoa; Chordata; Amphibia; Anura; Pelobatidae. The coding region runs from base 86 to 1537 and encodes 483 amino acids. The record is from RefSeq and is a predicted model, not a curated record.